GGAGGUGAAGCACCUUAAUAAGACUUUCAAAUCCUGCAUUGAUACGUUUUACAAAUCCGACAUUACUACGACUUCCUAAUCCGCCAUGCAAAAUAAAGACGAUCAUACAGAGGAGGAAAGACCGUACAUAGUCCAAGAUGCGGGUGGAGAUACUCUAAGUUUAAAGAAAAUUAAUGACCGUAUAUUAAUUAACGCCGUGUCUAAAGCUAAAUGGGAUGGUUUGAAAGCAGUGGAAGGAAAAAAGGACGAUGUCUUAGUUACUUGCUAUGCAAAGUCAGGAAGCCAUUAUGUGUAUGAGAUCGUGAGUAUGCUACAGAAAGGAAAUAGUGAACCAAUUCCAAAUGUUAUGGAACUAAAUCACAUGGAUUUUCUUUCCGUCGAAAAGGUGGCGGAAAUACUAUCUCCACGCACGAUGUGUACCCAUAGGUAUUUUGACGAGCUACCAGUAGAUAUGAUCCAUAAAAAAUGUAAAUUGGUUCAGGUAGUGCGCAAUCCUAAAGAUGCUUGCGUUUCUUAUUUUCACCACUUAAUUAAGACUAAAUCCGUAUCUUACGAUGGCAAAUUUCCUAAUUUUAUUCCCAUAUAUAUGAAAGGUGAAGUGCCAUUUGGAGGAUGGGAUGGACAUUUCCUCAAGUGGAAAGAGUCUAAACUAUCAAAUCCUGACUAUCCUAUAUUGACUAUACGUUAUGAAGAUUUAGUAGCUAAUCCAGUAAAGGGAAUCAAGAAAUUAGCUACGUUCAUAGGAAAGGAAUAUUCAGAUAAACUGUAUGAAGAAAUAGCUGUUAAUACUCAUUUUGAUCAGAUGAAGACCUACAAAGAGUCUUUACACAACCCUUCAUUGCCACAUUUUAAAGGUGAAAAGGAGAUCAUGUAUCGUAAAGGCAAAACUGGUGAUUGGAAGAAUCAUUUCUUGCCAUCAGAAGCAGAAGAAUUUGAUAAUUAUUAUCGUGAUAAAUUAGAAGAGAGAGAUUACAUUUAUUUAAAUGAUAGUUAGUUCAUAUUUCAGUGAUUAUAUUAUCAAUAUUUCAGUGAUGAUAUUAUCAAUAUUUCAGUGAUUAUAAUAUCAAUAUUUCAGUGAUUAUAUUAUCAAUAUUUCAGUGUUAUAUUAUCAAUAUUUCAGUGAUUAUAUUAUCAUUAUUUCAGUGAUUAUAUUAUCAAUAUUUCAGUGAUUAUAUUAUCAAUAUUUCCGUGAUUAUAUUAUCAAUAUUUCAGUGAUGAUAUUGUCAAUAUUUCAGUGAUGAUAUUAUCAAUAUGUCAGUGAUUAUAUUAUCAAUAUUUCAGUGAUGAUAUUAUCAAUAUUUCAGUGAUUAUAUUAUCAAUAUUUCAGUGAUUAUAUUGUCAAUAUUUCAGUGAUUAUAUUAUCAAUAUUUCAGUGAUGAUAUUGUCAAUAUGUCAAUGAUUAUAUCGUCAAUAUUUCAGUGAUUAUUUUAUCAAUAUUUCAGUGAUUAUACUGUCAAUAUUUCAGUGAUUAUACUGUCAAUAUUUCAGUGAUGAUAUUAUCAAUAUUUCAGUGAUCAUUUUAUCAAUAUUUCAGUGAUGAUAUUGUCAAUAUUUCAGUGAUUAUACUGUCAAUAUUUCAGUGAUGAUAUAGUCAAUAUUUCAGUGAUGAUAUUGUCAAUAUUGCAGUGACUAUAUCGUCAAUAUUUCAGUGAUUAUACUAUCAAUAUUUCAGUGAUCAUUUCAUCAAUAUUUCAGUGAUGAUAUUGUCAAUAUGUCAAUGAUUAUAUCGUCAAUAUUUCAGUGAUCAUUUUAUCAAUAUUUCAGUGAUUAUACUGUCAAUAUUUCAGUGAUUAUACUGUCAAUAUUUCAGUGAUGACAUAGUCAAUAUUUCAGUGAUUAUACUGUCAAUAUUUCAGUGAUGAUAUUAUCAAUAUUUCAGUGAUCAUUUUAUCAAUAUUUCAGUGAUGAUAUUGUCAAUAUUUCAGUGAUUAUACUGUCAAUAUUUCAGUGAUGAUAUAGUCAAUAUUUCAGUGAUGAUAUUGUCAAUAUUGCAGUGACUAUAUUGUCAAUAUUUCAGUGAUUAUACUAUCAAUAUUUCAGUGAUCAUUUCAUCAAUAUUUCAGUGAUGAUACUGUCAAUUUUUCAGUGAUUAUACUGCCAAUAUUUCAGCUCAUGUUUUGUUAUAACUUGGAUGUACAAAUACAUUAUUGCUCGACUUAAGUAGUGAACAAAAUUUCAUCCAAUCCCCCAAAAGGUAAUCCAAGGGAUUAAUGAUGGAAUAAACCCUAUAAAUUUUU
Molecule: messenger RNA, 2237 nt
Organism: Lottia gigantea (owl limpet)
Lineage: Eukaryota; Metazoa; Mollusca; Gastropoda; Lottiidae
Exons: 6
Coding region: 86-994 (302 amino acids)
Biological process (GO): sulfation
Cellular component (GO): cytoplasm
Molecular function (GO): sulfotransferase activity
Source: RefSeq, a predicted model, not a curated record